UCGAGUCUUUUUAGCUACCUUGAGGCCUUGUGGGUUUCUCUGAUAACUGGCCAGAAUCUAGGUAGGAUGGGAGCUGGGGGAUAGAUUCCUGGCUUCCAAAGGGGCCCGGGAAUCCUGUACCCCUACAUCCAUUGCUUCCUUCUGCCCUGGUUUCCCGGAAAGUGCAUUCACAUCACCCCAGGCUGCAGGCCGUGUCCUAUGGUGCCCGGACGCCUCCUGACAGUUGUGCUGCUUCUGACCCGGGCGGAAGCCUCCCAGUACUGCGGCCGCCUUGAGUACUGGAACCCAGACAACAAGUGCUGCAGCAAAUGCUCGCAGCGCUUCGGACCACCUCCCUGCCCGGACUACGAGUUCGUGGAAAACUGCGGGCUCAAUGACUUCGGCGAUCUCUUAACGUACCCGUUCAAAGAGUGUUCUCCUGGGCAGUGCAACCCCGACGGCGCGGAGCUAUGUAGCCCCUGCGGCAGCGGAGCCACAGCCCUCACUCCCACCGAAGGCCGCGGCAGAUCCCGGCGGCGCUGCAGAGAGGUGCUGGUCGGACUCCGGAGGGCCAAGGGCUUACUGGAGAGGCCGGUCCCUACCAAGAAAUAUUGCCCCCUGACAUCUGGAAAACCGAGCGUCCCUAGCUCCCAGGAGCCCAGCUCACCAGCGAGUUCCAGUCUUUCGUGGACAUCUGAGCACAUCUCCCGCCAGGCCUUGCCGAGUUUUGCCUUGCCUGUGGUGCUGCUUCUGCUCCUGACCUUGGCAGUGAUCCUCCUGCUCGCUCUGCGGAGGCACCUCUGCCUGCCCAGUAGGAAAGCCGUUUCCCUCCCCUAUACAGGUUCGGUUUGCGGAGCGCCCAACACCCACUCCCUUUCUUUGCACUCAUUAUCCCCAGGUGCCCUGGAGGCAUCAAAGACAGGGAACAGGUGGAAGGAGGUCUCUCUGCUUCCACUCCUGAGCAGGGAGAGUCUGGCAUCACAGCCCCUGUCUCGCCUCCUGGAUGAGCUGGAGGUGCUGGAGGAACUGAUUGUGCUGCUGGACCCUGAGCCUGGGCCAGGUGGGAGCAUGGCCUGUGGUACCACUCGACAUCUGGCUGCAAGAUAUGGGUUGCCUGCUGCUUGGUCCACCUUUGCCUACUCACUGCGGCCAAGUCGUUCACCGCUGCGGGCUCUGAUAGAGAUGGUGGUGGCAAGGGAGCCCUCUGCCUCUCUGGGCCAGCUUGGUGCACACCUGGCCCAGCUAGGGCGGGCAGAUGCACUGCAGGUGCUGUCCAAACUUGGCAGAUCUGGGGUUUGCCAGGCCAACUAAAUAAAGUUUCCCUUGAAAUAAA
Molecule: messenger RNA, 1312 nt
Organism: Galeopterus variegatus (Sunda flying lemur)
Lineage: Eukaryota; Metazoa; Chordata; Mammalia; Dermoptera; Cynocephalidae
Gene: IGFLR1
Product: IGF-like family receptor 1
Exons: 4
Coding region: 199-1290 (363 amino acids)
Source: RefSeq, a predicted model, not a curated record